Kluyveromyces marxianus DMKU3-1042 is the source of this 3882-nucleotide messenger RNA. It is a transcript of the gene RSE1, whose product is annotated as U2 snRNP complex subunit RSE1. Bases 1 to 3882 code for a protein of 1293 amino acids. NCBI's taxonomy places the organism in Eukaryota, Fungi, Ascomycota, Saccharomycetes, Saccharomycetales, Saccharomycetaceae. Gene Ontology annotation, biological process: mRNA splicing, via spliceosome. The record is from RefSeq and is a predicted model, not a curated record. Gene Ontology annotation, molecular function: protein binding; U2 snRNA binding. Gene Ontology annotation, cellular component: U2 snRNP; nucleus. The transcript has a single exon.
AUGACACAGGAUGCUGGGAUGCUGCUCUGGCACACCGCCUUACAACGACAUAGGAACUAUGUCUAUUCUUGCACUGGUGAUUUCACCAUAGACAAGGAUGUCAAUCCUGUUUCAGCGGCAGGAGAUUCUACAAGGGAUGAUCGUUCUAACGUGAAAUAUAGUGGUAAAAGGCGCAAAGAGCUGCAACUUUGUUUGGCAACCCAGAACUGUGUUGAAUUGUACGAUGUUAGCGAAGGGUCGCUCCAAUCACUUGGGAAAUGGCCCAUUUCAGCUACCAUUUUAUCGAUGAGUAAGUUAAAUUUGGACAAAUGUCCACAUACCAUUUUAGUAUUAAUGACAGAUUCGGGGAACCUAACGUUCUGGAAGUUUGAAAGAGACUCGUUGAGCGGGAAAGUUUUUCCUCGGACUUUGGCUAACGAACCUAUAUGGAGAAGUGGGAUCAGGAGGUAUGCGCCUCAAAGUUACAUGGCUUGCGAUAAGCAGAGCCGAUGUGUAUUUUUGGGUGGUUUGGAGCGGACGAAGAUGUGCGUGUUGACUGACUGGCAACAUGGAAAACUUGUCGUUUCCUCCCCUGUAGAGUUACAGAGACAAAAUAGGGUUACUCUAGCUAUGGCAUCGUGUGAUGUUGGUUUCGACAAUCCAGUAACGGCGGCAAUUGAACUAGAAAAUGAGAGUUCUGACUGCUACAUAUCCUUUUACACUAUGGACUUGGGUCUAAACUCGCUUAUGCUGCGCAAAGAGUUUGUGCAAGAGGAUAAAAGUGCAAACUUUGUCAUGCCGUGCCCCAAUUUGGGACAGUACAAAAUCAGGACCAGACCAACUUCCUCAUCAUCAUCCACAUAUGAAAACGAAGACGAAAUGAUCAAUCCCUUUGUUUUAUGUGGAUAUGAUGGUUACUUGACUCUCCGUGAUUUGGAAGGCUUUUACGAAGUGUCAGUACAGCUCCCAGUCAGGAAAAAUGUAUCCUCGACUAAUAUCAUCAACGGUGUGGUUCACAAGUUGAAGAAAGAGUUCUUUAUUCUAGUUCAAUCUAAUUGCGGAGAUCUAUAUAAGGUCACUAUCGUCCCUGAUGCUGAGACCCUGGAACCAGUGAUGGAAAUCGUGUAUUUUGAUACCAUUCCUCCAUCUGAAAGUGUCCACAUCUUCAAGACAGGGACGUUGUUCAAUGUGUCUGAAUUUGGUACCUCUCAUCUCAUGCAGUUUGAAAGUCUCGGUGAAGAUUUAGAGAAAACCACAUCGUACACGCCAGGCAGAAGAAUCUUCAUUGAACCAAGGACUAGGUUGCAAAACUUAUCAGUACUAUCUAGUUUGAGGUCUCUGAACCCGUUAACAUCUUUGCACGUAACAAAAUCCACACCUUUAACACUAUUGGCAGCAGCCAAUGAUUCGGGAUCCGUUUCAAAACUGACAUCAGCAAUAGACUUUGAAGAACUUAUAUCUACAGCUUUGCCCCAUGCGGCUUCUAGGCUUUGGACCGUCAAAGUUCCUGUCAAAGAAACUCAUAGUUUAGUAUUGUUGUCCACUGAGACUUCGACGACAGUUUUGAAAGUACACUCAGGAACCAUUGAAGACUUCAGUGGUCCUUCUUGUCCCUUUACGUUGGACAAAGCAACCUUAUUCGUUGGUACUAUGGGUGAAAAAUCUAUCAUUCAGGUAACUGCAGACCAAUUAUUGCAGAUCACAGAGAGUAAGGAUAAUAGCACCUAUUCUAAAAAACUAGAAUGGCUGCCACCAGCAGGUGUCAAUAUAGUAACUGCUUUUUGUAACGAAACCCAGUUAGUGGUAAGUCUUUCGAAUCACGAGAUAUGCUAUCUCGAAAUCCUCGAUGAAUCCCUAAAUGAGUUACAAAAGAGGUUAGAGCUCGACUCCUUGGUGAAUUGCAUCUCGCUAACUACUGGGGUAAGGUCUCAGUACUGCGUAUUAGGGUGUGAUGAUCACAGUUUGCAAAUACUAAACUUACAACCUAAACACUCUGAUUUCUUUACUGUAUGCGCUAUGCAGUCACUAAUCUCAAAGCCACAUUCGUUGGUGUUUGUACGAGACUCGUCACAUUUAAAGAUUCAUAUCGGAAUGAAAAAUGGAGUUUAUGCUUCCUCGAAGCUCAACAUCAGCGAUGGAACUGUGUUUGACGUACGUACGAAACUUGUAGGUACAAAACCGGUCAACGUGUCUCUCUUGAGCAGCAUUGAUAUCAAUUAUAUAGAGGAAGACGACGAAGCGGAAGAGGAGGAAGAACAGGAGGAAGAAAGCAAAUCUGUUUCUUCUUCUAAAAGGAAGAAAGAGUCAUCUGAUUUCAUUCCUGUAGUAGUCUUGAACUCUAACGUAUCUUGGAUGACUUACGAAAAUGACAAUAGAAUUGUGCUUCGCCCUUUGAAAACGAAAGAGGCGAAAGUGCUACGGACCGUUGCUUCUUUUAUCACGGAUGAUAUUGGGCAUAACGGAUGUUGUUCUAUUACGAAUAAAGGUCAUCUCUUAAUCGGAAAGUUAACCCACUUCCUAUCUUGGGAUAAUUGGUUUAACGAAGAGCGUCUCGCUUUGUCCUCAAAUGACAAAGGGGGUAAAGAAGAAGACGAUGGUGAGGACGAUGAAAACGAGGAUGAAGAUGAAGAUGAAGAUGAUACAGAUAGAUGUGAAAUAUUUCACUAUCAAAAUCAAAAGCUCGUUAAAGACAGCAUCGAUGAUACCCUUUGUUAUGUUGUUUCGAAAGAUUCAAACAAUCAAACGUUAUUAACUGUCAUCCGUAAUGAUCAAGUGCUGGCUACUUCGAACCAGGAGACAAGCUUGAAAGUCCUCGAUGAGCCAUUUAGAGCGGCUACCAGUUGUAACUUUGGUACUACUGCAAAAUACUUGGUGUUAUCUACAAGCUCUGGGAAACUAGUCACUAUACAAGUUCGGGUAAAGAACAAUGUGCUCCAAAUAGAGUUUGUUCAUGAAACACUAUUAGAAUCCUCCUCAUUGUAUGCUAUGGUGCCUUUCCAGGAUAAACUAGCAUGCUGUAUACAGGGCAACAUUGUGUUACUCGCAUUGGGUAAGAAACAGUUACUUAAGAAGAGUAUCACUCAGAUGCCUCCACAUAUUACUCAGGUAACUGCCAUGGAUCAAUGGGAUGGACAACACCUCGCAGUGGGUGAUAUCGCAGAGUCCGUGACACUUUUCAAGUACGAUGUGAAAAACAAUGUUUUCGAAGGUGUUGCUGAUGACAAUAUGAAGAAGCACGUAACUUCUAUCAAGUUCUUAGACGAGUCUACGGUUAUUGGCGGUGACAGGUUCGGUAACUGCUGGGUCUUAAGGGUAGACUACAAUAAUAUAAGUAGGGUUGCUGCUAAUAUCAAAACUUGUCACUAUACUUUGGAUACUCUAUGUCAUAUGUACAUGAAUGAUACACCCAUUCAGUUCGAAGUUGUAAAAAACAUGGAUAUGUCAGACCGUCAAAGUAUUCUGUGGAUUGGCCUUCAAGGAACGAUCGGUUGCUUUGUACCACUAGUCACAAGGAAAGAACAGCAAUUGUUUGAGUCCUUUCAAUUUACUUAUGCUGAGUUGGACUUCUUGGAUUUCCAAGAUCGCAACAAGCAUGAAGAAGUUGACCUGGAAGAGAUGGAAGGUGCCCUUGACGAAAGAGAGAAAACAUAUCACUCCAAUUCGAAUGGUAACGAUGAAGAACGUAUUGUCGAAGGUGUAAUUAGCCGUGUUGGAAGAGACUUUUUGAAUUAUCGCAGCUAUUAUUCUCCAUUGAAGAAUAUCAUUGAUGGUGAGACAUUGGAGCAGUUUUCAAAGUAUACGCCAAGCGAGCAAAAAUGGAUAGCAAGUAAGAUGAAACAUGCAGAUGGACAAGUGGAGACAUUUAACAAGUUUAUAAAUGAGAUGCGCACUAACUAUUUAUAG